AUGUUCGAUACCGUCAUGCGCAUCGAGUGCUUCAUGGAGGAAGGCCUUUCGCGCCUCUUCCAGGGAUGUACGUGCCUCGAGGACCUCAAUUUGGAGCGUCUGCCGGCUCUGCCCACCGUUCCCGCCGCCAUCGGCGCCCUCGCGCGCCUCACCCACCUGCACCUCGCGGCGCACGUGCACCGCCUCCCAGGCGCCUUCACGUGCUUGCGCGCGCUACACACGUGCGUGCUGCACUUGCCCGGCCUGAAACAGCUGCCUCCGGGCUUCGGCAGCUUGACGUGUCUCCUAUCCUUGCACCUCGAUGCGUGUCAAUCUCUCACUUCACUCCCGGAAUUGUUUGGGGAGCUUGCGAAUCUAGACCGCCUUUCCAUCAGCAGAUGCAGCAGGUUUUUCCUGCCAGGUUCCUUCCCUGCCCUGGCAUCGCUCAAGGAGUUGAAGGUGAAGCGUUGCGAAGCGCUCUCCCCGCUCCCAGGAGAUUUCGGGCAGCUUCAAGUGCUGGAAAGCCUGGUUCUGGAGGAGGUGGGUAGGAUCACAGGCCUUCCUGAAUCUGUGGGGCAAUUGCAGCGCCUGCACUCCCUUUCCAUCGACGACUGCCACGACCUCUCGUCGCUGCCCACCUCCCUGCCCCACCUGUCAUCACUCACCCAUCUGCACCUCAACGCCCCCGACCUUUUGCUGCUGCCAGAUGGCAUCGGCCGCCCUUACGCCUCCGAGCAUUCAGCGUGGCCCGCCUCGAUGUGCCUGCUGUCGUCCCUCACACACCUGACAAUGAGUGAAUGCCCCGCACUGGCAACGCUGCCACAUGCCAUGGGCCUUGGCCUGCAUAGCCUGCGAGAGCUCACUCUCAAGUGCAAGAACCUCACCCACCUGCCUCCGUCCUUCUUCCGGCUGACCGCGCUUGAACAACUAAGCAUCGUUCACCUGGCGCGCGUGAAAGGGCCCCUUCCAUGCUGCUUCAGCUGCUUCACAUGCCUGAGGGAGCUCUCUCUCGUUGCCAUGUCGCACCUCACGGCCCUCCUGGCGUUGCUGGCUGCCCUCGCCCCCACGCUUACCAGCCUCCAUGUGGCGUGCUGCAGUGAGUUGAAGGUCGUGGCGGAGGAGCUCAGCCAGCUGACCAUGCUUCACACGCUCACCCUCACGUGUCUGGAUAACCUGAAAUAG
Closterium sp. Naga37s-1 is the source of this 1161-nucleotide messenger RNA. The record is from the annotation of a GenBank genome assembly. Lineage: Eukaryota; Viridiplantae; Streptophyta; Zygnematophyceae; Desmidiales; Closteriaceae.